ACUGCCUUGGGCCAGCUCACUUGAGCCUGCUGGGCCGCCUGGCCAAACACGAGCCUCUCUCCUGUUGUGUCAGAUGCUGCUCUGGGGACCUGUGCCAGGAGUCUCUGCCAGGGCUUUAAAUAGCUGCCCCAUUGAUCUGGCUGUGAGCAGCAGCAGACACACUAGGUCAGCUGCCUUUCGGCGCUCAGGUUUCCCUGAGGACUGGAGUCAAGUGCCAGGGAAUCGUGUGGUCUUCCCUAUGACCUGGUGCUCCCCACACCUGUCUCCUAGGCCUGGGGAGUGGAGAGGGCUCCUGUCACUUCAUUUGUGGCGAAAGACAGGCCCCAAAACUUAAUAGAGAAAACUGCCUGGUGUUGUAGGGAGAGGGGUUUUGCCCUCAAAAGACGGUUGCUUACUUUCAGUAGACUGGGGAAUGACACUGGUAUCUUCCUUCAGGGUUCUUAUGGGGAUUAAAUGUGCCUAAAGUGCUCAGUGGAGCAUUGGGCUCACUCCAUUGAUGGCUGUCUUUGCUCGCAGUGUCUUCCUGCUGCUGCUCCUGCUGCCGCUUGUGCUGCUUCUACGCUUACAUUCUCUCUCUCUCUCCUCACUGUCUCUCCUCUCCCCUGCCCCACCCCCUUUUCUGACAAAGCCACCACCAUUUUGUAAGGAAUUGUAGCUUCUCUCUGAAGCUGCCGGGAAAGGGAAAAUCUUUUUAAAAUCAACGUCACACAAUCAACAGGGUCCCCUAGGUUCAGGCGGGGAGGUGAGAUUGAGUGAGAGGAACGGCUUUGCACAUGCAGGGAUGCUCCUCCCUUCUAACCCUUCCCAGCUAAGGAGAAGGUCACUUUCUCUUUAAAUGCAAAUUAACUCCCUCCAGCUUAGCUUCCACAGAGUGGUGUUCCCGGGAGGAGAGGGCGGAGGGCGGAGGGAACUUGCACUGAAGAAGCAUCACUCGAGACCCCAAACCUCCAGGUGUGAGACCCAGACGGCACCCAAUGGAUGACAAGAAGAAGAAACGGAGUCCCAAGCCCUGCCUGGCCCAGCCAGCCCAGGCCCCAGGCACACUACGCAGGGUCCCUGUGCCUACCAGCCACAGUGGCUCCUUGGCCCUAGGACUUCCUCAUCUGCCAUCCCCCAAGCAGCGGGCCAAGUUCAAGAGAGUAGGCAAGGAGAAGUGCCGCCCAGUGCUGGCCGGAGGUGGAGGCGGCUCUGCAGGCACGCCCCUGCAGCACUCCUUCCUGACCGAGGUGACUGAUGUCUAUGAGAUGGAGGGGGGACUCCUGAACCUGCUCAAUGAUUUUCACUCCGGCCGGCUGCAGGCCUUCGGGAAGGAAUGCUCCUUUGAGCAGCUGGAGCACGUUCGGGAGAUGCAGGAGAAGCUGGCUCGGCUGCACUUCAGCCUAGACGUGUGUGGGGAGGAAGAGGAUGAUGAAGAGGAAGAGGAUGGGGUCACUGAGGGGCUGCCGGAGGAGCAGAAGAAGACAAUGGCUGACCGUAACUUGGACCAACUGCUUAGCAAUGUGGGUUCAUGUCUGGGUACUUUGGUUCCUGGGGUACCAGGGAUGGAGAAGGUACAUGCUCCCUGGGUGAAAAGGUGGGAGUACAUGGAUCCAAGAGCUCUGGGCCCCUCAACUUCCCCAGAAGACAGCUCCCAGAGCACUGGGGAUUUGGCUUGGUGCCCCUCCUAACAGAAGCUUCCCUUUCUCUCUUUGUUGACAGCUGGAAGACCUGAGUAAUUCGAUGUAUCCUUUCCAAGGAACCCAACUGUGUAUAUGUUCCUGAGAGGUCAGUUUCCUCCUCCCCAGCACCCGCCAGAGUAUUCACACACAACCAACUUCCCCACCUCUUGCACUCUUGUCAGAUUUAGCCAGAUUGCCCAAACCCAGGUACAGGAAUUUAGAAUUUCCCAAAAAUUAGAAGAAAAGUGGUUGCGUAGACUCAAGGGAAUGACUCAAAAAAAAAAAAGAAAGAAAGAAAGAAAAGAAAAGUGGUUGCAAGGCCGGACAUGGCGGCUCACGCCUGUAAUCCCAGCACUUUGAGAGGGUGAGGCGGGUGGAACACGAGAUCAAGAGAUUGAGACCAUCCUGGCCAACAUGGUGAAACCCAGUCUCUACUAAAAAAAAAAAAUACAAAAAUUAGCUGGGUGUGGUGGUAAGCACCUGUAGUCCCAGCUGCUCGGGAGGCUGAGACAGGAGAAUCACUAGAGCCCAGGAGGCAGAGGUUGCAGUGAGCCAGGAUCGCGCCACUGUACUCCAGCCUGGCGACAGAGUGAGACUCUAGUUUCAAAAAAAAAAAAAAAAGUGGUUGCAGAUGUUUUACUACUGAUCAAAAUAUUUGCGAGUACUUUAGCUGACACCAGUCAUGGCAAAGCUUGCCCGAUGUCCCAUCCUUUCAGCAUGGAGCACUUAUUUGUACUAAUUUACACUACCACCUCACCUGGUCCUCAGUCAGAAACAGAGUGCACAUAUCCCAGUGUGUUUGAAGAGAGAGGGAGUGAGAGACGGCAGGCGGGGACUCCAACCUCAGUCCACAGCCCUUUGCACAGGUGAGGGAACUAAGCCCGUGCAGGAUGGGAGACGGGUGGGAGGACUGGUCCAAAGCGCCACGAUCCUUGACCGGCACAGCCAGAAGCUGCACCUGGCCGAGAACGCCGAGCCUGAGGAGCAGUCUGCUGCGUAGGUGUCCCACGCAGACCCACACUGGUCCUCGCAUUCUCUUCAAACUGUGACUUUUUACGGACUCGGGCUGGUGUUCCGCGGCCCUCCAGGUGCUAUGCGGGAGGAGGGCAAUGGAUGCAAUUAAACCAGAGAGAAAGAAA
Callithrix jacchus (white-tufted-ear marmoset) is the source of this 2797-nucleotide messenger RNA. RefSeq names its product coiled-coil domain containing 28B (gene CCDC28B). NCBI's taxonomy places the organism in Eukaryota, Metazoa, Chordata, Mammalia, Primates, Cebidae. The record is from RefSeq and is a predicted model, not a curated record. Gene Ontology annotation, cellular component: centrosome.